CGGUACUUAGUAUUCCCACAUACGAACAACACACAAACCUCUCUUCUGGUCUACUAUGACGACGACGACGACAUGAGUUCUGGACAUACUAACCCUAGUGAACUUGUCUUGUUAUGCCGGUCAUGGUAGGCAUCAGCUUCUACCAUGUCUGCCGUCGCCUCGAGGGCGCCGCUGGGCGGGCGUAGGCCCCCCCCCCCCACGUCUCUCCCUAGAGCGACGUCCUCGAGAAUCUUCAGCCUCUGUUUACGCAGACGUUCCCCGGCGAUCCCCUGUGUAUGCUAUUCCCUGUUUUCGCGGGGUCUCACGACGACAACGACAACGACAACGACAAUGACGACGACGACAGCGAUAGCGACGACAGCACCACUCGCUGGUGCGGCGUUUUCGCCCGAAUUACACUUCUUGCGAGAAUUGCUUUAUAAAUCGCAAGCCAACGACAAGGCCCGUCCCGCCCGUCCCGCUCUUAGGCAGCAAGCUGUCGAGGCGGCCGAGGCCAAGCUCGCACACCGGUACGCCGAGAUAACUGAAAAUCUUCCCUACCUGUUCCUCAAGGCCCUCGAGGCGAUGAGGCGGGGCGACAGUCGAAGGCUGCUCACCUGCCUCGAGCGGAUAACCCGCAUGGGAACUGCGGACCUGCAGCACGCCGUCGUUACUUUGCCCCGGACCACCUUUACCGAGUUCCUCCGCUCCCUCGACCCUUUCCGUAUCGCUAGCGAGGCCGAUCCGACCGACCGGGUAUACAUAUCCCCGGGCGCGUUCCAUUCGCUCAACAUGAAGUCCACCCUGGACGAGUGGGGCGUGCGGAGAGUCUACGUGCGGCUGGUCCGGCGCAUGCUGGUGCUUAUGAUGGCCCUCAAAGCCUCGGGUCAGAUCUUGCACACUGACGAGUAUACCUACCUCCUCCGGUGUGCGGGCGCCGCCUCGGACCCGAUGGGCGCGAAGUGGAUAUGGCGAGAGAUGGACCGCACCGAGACGACCGAUUGGCGGCACAGCGACGUCUACGCCGAGUUCGUCGCCGCGCGCUUCCUCACGCGGCCCUUGUACUCCGGCUACGAUAAGAUGAGGAGGAUUGUCACCCCCCGGAACCUCCGGGGGUCGCGGAUCCAUCUGGCCUACAGCCGCUACCGGAAGCUUGAACGGCUGCGGUUCAACACGCGGCCCUCCAGGCUGCGCUUCGGGCUCAACAAGGACGCACGCCACGUGGAGGAGCUGAUGCGCAUGAUGCGCAAGAGAGGCCCCGUCAUGCGACUCUUCCGCCAUAUCCUCGAGGAAGGCAACCGCAUGAACGAGUCCCUGCUCUGCGCGCUGAUGAUCGGCUUCGGCCGGGUCGGGUCGCUAUGGUUCGUCUCCACGCGCAUCCUCCAGGACUACUUCGGCAUCCGGGUGACGCAGUGGUCCUCCGGAACGCGCAAAGGCGGGGUCGACGUAGCGCCCGAGAAGGGUGCCUACAGCCCGGUUAACCGCGUCACGUUCCGCAUGCGGCCGACGGCGCGCACCAUGGCAGCCGUCGUCGAGACGUUCGGCUCUAACGGCGAGAUCGUGACCGCGUUCCAGGUCGUCGACCACAUCUCGCGGGAGCACCAGAUCCCCAUCCCGCGCGCCGUCUGGCAAGACCUGCUCGAGUGGGCACACAUAAUGGGGUCGUUGCCCAUGUCGACGGCCUGGAAGUACGCCGGCAUGCGCUCCAAGAUCCCCCACCCGGACAUGGUCGAGGCCCUCUUCACCGCCAUGACGACGAGCUCCCCGGCCAACCCGCACGGGGCCCUUCGCCCGGGCUUCGACCAGUACUCGGUCCUCAUCCGCAACCUCCUCGGUAAGCGCCGGUUCCGCCGCGCCCUCCCGUACAUGCGCCUCGCCGUCGAGAUCUAUCACGACCAGCACCGCGCCUUCGAGGACGCCGCGCUCGAGCAGCUCGCGCAGCUCCGCGACCGCAUCGGCUCCCCCGCCUCCUCCGCCGCCACGAUCCGCCACCAGCGCGCCCGCUUCCUCAAGGGGCGCAUGUGGUACGACAUCAACAACUGGUGCCGCCAGAUCCUCGCCAAAACGCGCAGCUUCGCCGCCUCUCCCCCCGACACCUUCCUGCCCGACGUCGUCCGCGAGUUCGCCCUCUUCAUGCCCAACCCCAUCCGCUACCGCACUGCCUCUGGCUACGUCGAGCUCUUCGACCCCGCGCGCCCCCGCAUCCGCGCCCGCCCCAACAACAACGUCGCGUACCUCAACAUGGUCAUGCGCGAGCGCGCCACCCUGCGCGAGCGCCCUGUCCGCCUGCCCAGGGUCACCGUAAAGUCGAGCCACUCGCUCGAUAUCCGCGCCUUCUCGAAGCUGAACCCGUUUACCGUGCUCACCGGUGAGACAGCAUUGCUGGUCAGUGAGUCGAAUAUCAUCACAGACAGUUUGGCGACGAGGCCGCCGAGUGAUGCAUCAGCGAACGGAGGGGAGCGCGGGGCCGUAGAUUACGAUGACGAAGAUGACUAUUCUUAGAACAUUUAUAAUUGUCGCUUAUAUCUACAACGUGUUCGGCUCGUACAUACAUGUAAGUUGCCGCAUAUAUUCCUCUGUUAAGGUAGCAGCUGUAGUAGUAGUGGUAUAUAUUCUAUUUAUCGACAGCCCGUGGCGGAACCUUGGGUCUACGGGGGCUCCUCGCGCGCCUCACGGUGCAGUGUGUGCUUCGUAUUUGGGAUUUACCGUGACUAGUUGUGGGCCCCGC
This is a messenger RNA of Durotheca rogersii, 2707 nucleotides long. RefSeq lists its product as uncharacterized. The coding region runs from base 145 to 2481 and encodes 778 amino acids. Lineage: Eukaryota; Fungi; Ascomycota; Sordariomycetes; Xylariales; Xylariaceae. The record is from RefSeq and is a predicted model, not a curated record. The transcript is spliced from 2 exons.